Messenger RNA from Kazachstania africana CBS 2517, 948 nucleotides. It is a transcript of the gene SWD3, whose product is annotated as Swd3p. The coding region runs from base 1 to 948 and encodes 315 amino acids. NCBI's taxonomy places the organism in Eukaryota, Fungi, Ascomycota, Saccharomycetes, Saccharomycetales, Saccharomycetaceae. The transcript has a single exon. Gene Ontology annotation, molecular function: histone binding. Gene Ontology annotation, cellular component: Set1C/COMPASS complex. The record is from RefSeq and is a predicted model, not a curated record.
AUGUUUCAGUUGAAGAGGUCUAUAGGGGCGGAACACUCCGAGGAAGGUCAGUCUACUGCGGCUAAGUUCUCGCCGGAUGGUAAGUAUUUGGCAAUUAUCAAGAAUCUACAAAUUGUCGUCUACGAUACCGUAGAGUUUCAAAUUGCCACUACGUUGUUUACGACUCAUACGAGUCCCAUUUCUGAUAUCUGCUGGUCUCCAGAUAGUCAGUGUGUGGCGACUGCUUCUAAUGAUUUCACAAUGGAAAUCAUACAUCUCGUUUACGGUUCUUUACAUAGAUUGAUUAGCCACACUGCUCCAGUGCUAUCUCUAUGUUUCAAUGGUAAAGGCAAUUUACUCUUUUCGUCUUCCAUGGACGAGAGUAUCAAGAUUUGGGACGUUCUUAAUGGUACCUUGAUGAAAACAAUAUCUGCACAUUCUGAAGCAGUCGUAUCCAUUGACGUCCCCACAUUGGACUCCUCCGUCCUAGGAUCGGGAUCCUAUGAUGGACUCAUUAGAAUCUUUGAUACCACAACGGGUCAUUGUCUCAAGACUCUCACGUACGAUAAAGAUUGGAAAAGUGAAACGGGUGUCGUGCCCAUCUCUAAUGUGAAGUUCUCGAAAAAUGCCAAAUAUCUUCUUGUGAAGUCCCUCGAUGGGAUCGUUAAGAUAUGGGAUUGUAUAAGAGGUGACGUUGUUAGAACAUUUAGCGAUGGAUCCGUCAAAAAAUUGAAAUACACCUGCGGUAUGGAUUUCUUCUAUCCAAAUGACAGUGAACCGCCCCUAGUGGUCAGUGGGUACGAACAAGGUGAAGUCUACUGCUGGAAGACGGAUGACAAGACAUUAGUUCAAACCAUCCCGAGUGAACAUCACUUGGAAUCCCCAAUUAUAAACAUUCAUUGCACUGACAAGCUCAUGUGCACGUUAUCGUUGAACGGUCAAUGUCACAUAUGGCAAUGGCAGCAAUAA